Prorocentrum cordatum is the source of this 425-nucleotide messenger RNA. The record is from the annotation of a GenBank genome assembly. NCBI's taxonomy places the organism in Eukaryota, Dinophyceae, Prorocentrales, Prorocentraceae.
AUGCAGACCCAUCUCGCGCAGUUGGACGCCGCGGAUGCCAGCGCCACCUUCAUGCGCAUCACUAUCCGCGAGGCUGACGCCUUUCUCGUCAACCCUACUAUGAAAUCUGUCUUCAGUUCCCAGUUCAGCGGUGUCGCGCCCAUCGUGAUUGGUGGCCAACGCAAAGACAAGCUCGGCAGUGCGGCCAGCGAGCGCUGGAAGCAGGCUGGCCGAUCUGAAGCCAACCCUUCUCUCGACGCUGGGCUUCGCGAGGUCAUCGAGUCCACCGCGAGCGCUAUCUGCCCUGAGAUCGAGCUCCACGACGAGCCCAGUCGCUUACUUCGCGCAGGCGGUCAAGCAGGUCAGCGGCCACUGGGCGCCAUCCUCGCCAUCGAGAAGGCCCGGGAUAUCCAGCCGCUGAAUUACUCGGGGAACCAGGACACCAC